Anoplopoma fimbria (sablefish) is the source of this 2501-nucleotide messenger RNA. It is a transcript of the gene pum3, whose product is annotated as pumilio RNA-binding family member 3. The transcript is spliced from 18 exons. Bases 120 to 2096 code for a protein of 658 amino acids. Lineage: Eukaryota; Metazoa; Chordata; Actinopteri; Perciformes; Anoplopomatidae. The record is from RefSeq and is a predicted model, not a curated record. Gene Ontology annotation, cellular component: nucleolus. Gene Ontology annotation, biological process: regulation of translation. Gene Ontology annotation, molecular function: mRNA binding.
ACCGACGCUUUACGACAGCGAAGGUUCAGUUUGAUUGGACGUUUUUGUGCCGUAAACCGUGCCGGUUAAAGAACGCAUGGGAUUGAGCUGGGACAUCGUGUGUGUGUACAUCUGAAAUAAUGGAGGCUAAAUCCAAGAAAAACGCUUCUCCUAAAGUAGGAAAGAAGCUCCCGCAGAAAGGAAAAGAUUCCAUGGGGACCAAACUUGGUGGGAAACCAGGCGGUAAGCCAGGUGGUAAAAAGCCCUACAAACCUUUCAACAACACAGAGAGAAAGGGCAAACCGUGGAAGGGUGGAGAUGGCGGCAAGAAAGAACACAAAUUCCCUUUCUCUAAAGACGGCAUGGGGCCGCAGAAGAGGAAAAUGCCAUUUAAAGGGAAAAUUAAAGAAGAGGGUGAAGGUGAAGGUCCGGUGUCCAAGAGGAUGAAGAAUAGUGAGUUUGAUCCGAAGACGAAGGAGCUGUCGGAGGAGGAGCUCAAGAAGAACAGGCAUCAGAUGAAGAAUGAUCUGAAGAAGAGCAGACAGCAUGCUGAGAGAAAGGACAUGUUCCAGAUCAUCUGUCAAUGCAAACAAGUGUGGGGAGACCUCAGGAGGAAGAAGUGCGACAACGACUUGAAGAAGAAACUGAUGACGGAUCUUCACGAUCUGGUCCGCGGGAAGAUCAAACAGAUGGCGUUUGCUCACGACUCGGUGCGAGUGCUGCAGUGUUUCAUCCAGUUCGGCAGCCACGAGCAGAGAAAGGAAGUGUUCGAGGAGCUCAAAGAUGACAUCAUCGAUUUGUGUAAGUCGCAGUACGGCAAGCACGUGGUUAAAAAAAUGCUGAUGUACGGGAACAAGGAGCUGGUGGCGGUUGUGAUGCAAAAAUUCAAAGGUCACGUGCGUCAGAUGCUUCGCCACGUCGCCGCCUCGUCCAUCAUCGAGUACGCCUACAACGACAAAGCCGUGCUCGCUCAGAGACUCAUGCUCACCGAGGGGCUGUACGGGAACACCUUCACCAUCUGCAAGUCGACUGUGUGCAACACCAUCGAGAAAGUUGCAGAGGCGAACCCGGACAAGCUGAACAACAUCAUCGACGAGAUGAAGCAGAUUCUCACACCCAUGGCUGCGAAAGAACAAGUGAUCAAACACUCUCUGGUCCACAAAGUCUUCCUGGACUUCUUCCUGUUCGCACCCGAUAAACCGAGAACGGAGAUGAUUGAGUCGAUCAGAGAGUCUGUGGUCUACAUGGCUCACACACACGAUGGAGCACGAGUGGCAAUGCACUGUUUGUGGCACGGGUCGGCUAAGGACAGAAAAGUCAUCAUCAAAACUAUGAAAACCUACAUGGUGAAGUUUGCCACGGGAGAGUUCGGUCACCUGGUUCUUCUGGCCAUGUUCGACUGCGUGGACGACACCAAGCUCGUCAAACAGGCCGUGCUCUCAGAGAUCUUGUUGUCUCUGGAUGAGGUCAUCGGUAAUAAAUACGGUAAGAAGGUUUUGCUGUAUCUGCUGAGUCCCAGAGACCCGGCUCACCUGCUGCCGGAGAUCAUCAAGGUGCUGGAGAAAGGAGACGGAAACACACACAGUAAAAAGGACAUGGCGGUUCGGAGAAAGGAGCUGCUGGAAGUCGUGUCCCCCCCGCUGCUGGAGCAUCUCCGCGAGAACGCCGCUACCAUGGUGAUGGACAAGGCGUCCAGCGUCACCAUCAGUGACAUCCUGGCGUCGGCCUGCGGGGACCUGCAGCCCGCCAUGACGGCUGUGGCUCAGCUGGCCAAUCAUGAGUUGGUACCAGGAGGGACCAGCGGACAGCUUCACAUGGCGGAGCAUCCAGCAGGACACCUGGUGCUGAAAUGGCUCGUGGAGCAGGACAUGACACUGGCUGAGGCCGGCAAGGAAGAGCGCUUCGGCAGGAUACUGGUGGACACAGUGGGAACAGACACACUGAAGACCUGGGUCAGAGUCAACAGAGGAGCCAUGGUGCUCUGCAGCCUCCUGAACAGCUACGACAAGUCUGUGGCCGCAGAGGUGAAGGCGGCGCUGGAGUCCAUCAAAUCAGAGCUCGGCAGCAUCAGCAACAAUAAAGGAGCGGAAAUCCUGCUGGAGCAUCUGAACAAGUAGAGACUUUUGAUUCCAAACAGACUUGUGAUGUAAGAAGGCAUCACUUCCUGUGCAGAAGACUGCGAGUGUUUGUAACUGCGAAUGAGAACGUAUGCAGGAAGUGGAUACAACCUGAAGAACGGUUGUCUUGUCCGUCCUUGAUGGAAAAACGAACAUGAAUUUGUGUGUAAAUGUUGAGAAUUGUAUCUGUGAGUAAUGAAAUGAAGGUGUUUCUGGACGAGGUGAUGCAACGAGAAAACCGGUUAAGAUACACAGAUGCCUCUCGUGUGUCGGCAGCAACAGUACACAAUGUAAUUCCAUCACUGUCAAGCUGCUUUCAAUGAAACUCAAUAUUUUUCACAUUAAAAGCUUGGCCAAAACCGUCGCUAUGGCUGUAUACAACCUAAAGUUUGUCUUGUGGUAAUU